Messenger RNA from Mobula hypostoma (lesser devil ray), 1218 nucleotides. RefSeq names its product endonuclease domain-containing 1 protein-like. The coding region runs from base 252 to 1139 and encodes 295 amino acids. The transcript has 2 exons. NCBI's taxonomy places the organism in Eukaryota, Metazoa, Chordata, Chondrichthyes, Myliobatiformes, Myliobatidae. The record is from RefSeq and is a predicted model, not a curated record.
GUGUUUGUUGCUUGCUGUAUUAAUCUGUGGCAUGUUUGCAUUAGAGUGCUGCUUUAACUGGGCCCCAGUGAUUACUAAUUGAACUUGGCUGAGACUGUAUCCUGAUGGCUCUGCUGUGCUUGCGUGUUAUCUGCUGUGUCUCUGGCCAAUGUUGUGUGCUGUUUCCAGUUUCACUUGGCUUUCACUGACUCCCCAGUGCUUUUGGCGGUUCUGCUGCUCGACUGUGUUGACCGACACUACUGCCGUCCACCAUGCUGCCCCUGGCACUGCUGACUGUCCUGUCAAGCUGGAGUCUUGCUGUGCAUGGUGAUGUGGUGUCUCGUUUCCAUGACCUGCCUUCCUGCCUGGAGUUCUUCUACCGUGCCUCACCCCCCUUGGGCUUUGUGGCGGUGUCCCAGGUGCACAUCUGCCAGCGGCUGUCAGGAACUGUGUACUACGCUACGCUGUUUGACCCCGCUGGACGCCUGCCCAUCUAUUCUGCCUUCAUCUACAAGUAUCGGAAAUCCGACGUCGCCCGAGGGAAAGGUGUUCAUCGCGUCUGGAAGUACGAGCCCCAGCUGGCCGAGCCCCAGGCCGACGGGAACAUGACGGAGAUUGGGCCAGCGGCCCUGUCGGAUAACGCCGUGCGUCGGAGCCAGGCGGUGGGGGGCAAGUUCCCGGCUCGCCCUCCGAAGGGCGACGGUCCGCCCCACGUCCGGGUGAUGCUGAACCCCGCCAACCUGCAGGGCAGCUGGGCGAGCCGGAGCGCCGCCUACACCGUCACCAACGCCGUGGCCGUGCCGCGCCCCUUCUACCACAAGCAAUGGAAGCCGGGCCUCAAGGACGUGCUGAGCCGCAUCCGGCAGGAGUGUCGCCAGUCCGCCGCUUACUUGGUGUCAGGCGCCGUGCGGGGACGCCGGAGCCGGGAGACCUGGGUGCCGCCCGUUGGCAAGGGCAGGGCGGCCAGCCCCCAUCUGCUCUGGCUGACCUACUGCUGCAGCAACGGGGUGAGCGGCGCCCUCCUGGCGCAAACCCCCAACGCUGGCCAGCCCGCUGCCUCCCACCGGUCGCUCUCCCUGGGCGAGCUGGAGGAGGAACUGGCCUCCCGCCUGGGGCGCAGGCGGAUCCGCAUCUACCAGGGUGGCUGCAGCCCCCUCUAGACCAGGGGAAGGCUGCAGGCUGGAGGCUGAGAACUCGUCUCUUCCCGCAAGCGCUCAUUACCUUUAAAUAAAGCAUGAA